This is a messenger RNA of Lathyrus oleraceus (garden pea), 745 nucleotides long. RefSeq lists its product as uncharacterized. NCBI's taxonomy places the organism in Eukaryota, Viridiplantae, Streptophyta, Magnoliopsida, Fabales, Fabaceae. The record is from RefSeq and is a predicted model, not a curated record. The transcript has 3 exons. Bases 197 to 721 code for a protein of 174 amino acids.
GCGUGUGGUAUGCUGUCAUGAUUGUUGAAAGGAACAUUGGGAGCUACUUCUGACUUGUCGGUUAUUGGAGAAGCAAACAUGGUUAAAACCUUUGCUCAUCCUUGACCUAUCACCUUGAUUCCCCUUUGAACCAUGAUAGCUACUUGUAUUGUUUGGACAGUUCUUGUUGAGUAGAAACAAAAACAAGCGGUUUGGGAUGAACACUGGAGGAUAUUGCAUCGUGCUGAGUUUUUUGGAUGACGCCAGCAAGCACAAUGUCUCCUUGGCAGCAAGAGCGUUGCAUCCGCUUUUCCGGAUGCUUUAUAAACACUGGAUGUAUCUUGGAUUGACAGUAAACCAGGAACAUAACCUUCAUGCCAAGAUUCCUAGUUACGUUUCAUACCCAGCAGUAACAGCUGGCAGUGGGCAUCCAUUAGAUCAGCUCUUAUUUCUAUCUGGCCAACAACACGGAGCAUGCUCUUCUGGGUUCGACGAUCUUUUCAAAUUCAACUCGAGCUGCUAUGUGAAGCAAAGACUGUUUCACAAAGCCCAAACGCAUCAGAGAGAAGUGGACGGUUCACCACCGGAAUUUCUCAAAUCAAAUAUCUGGUUGAAAUGGUUCCGUCUGAACAACAGUCUUCUUUUUUUUGGUAAAGAAUGCAGAAAACGAUUGAUAAACAGAGUAAAUCAAAAUUCACAGUACCGUUACAUGGACUGUAUAUUGCAUAGCAUUUCCAAAUAAACUUAUCUAGACUCAUUCACAGUA